CUUGGAUUUGCUUUUGGUGGCUUCCGCUGAUCUCAAUGCUGCCGCCCUCAUGUCAGACACGGACAGCGAUGAGGUUUCUGCGGGAAGCGGCCCAUUUUCUUUAAUCGUUUUCCUCUUUGGCAACAUCAGUGGAGCCGGGCAGCUGGAGGGGGAAAGCAUCUUGGAUGAUGAGUGUAAGAAGCACCUGGCAGGCUUGGGGACCUUGAGUCUGGGCAGCCUGAUCACUGAACUCACUGCAAAUGAAGAACUGACUGGGACUGACGGUGCCCUGGUACAUGAUGAAGGCUGGAUCAGGAGUACAGAAGAUGCUGUGGACUAUUCAGACAUCACUGAGGUGGCGGAAGACGAAAGCCAAAGGUGUCAGCAGAAAAUGGGGAGCUUGCAGCCCCUUUGCAACUCAGAUUAUGUUGAAGAUGACUUUGAUGCUGGUUGUGAAGACAUAGAUUGCAAGUUGAUACCUCCUCCACCUGCACCCUCAGGACCUAUGAAGAAGGAUAAAGACCAAGAUGCUAUUACCUGUGUGUCUGAGGAUGGAGAAGGCAUCAUCUUGCCCUUCAUCAUUGCCCCUUCCUCUUUGGCCUCAGAGAAAGUGGACUUCAGUAGUUCCUCUGACUCAGAAAUUGAGAUGGGACCUCAGGAAGUAACACAGGCAGCAUCUGAGAACAGAAAACUGACCCUACCGUUGGCUGGGAUUAUGCAGUAUGAUGCCACCAAGCUGUUGCCAAGUGUCACAGAACUUUUCCCAGAAUUUUGACCUGGAAAGGUGUUACGCUUCCUACGUAUUUUUAGGCCAGGGAAGAAUGUCCCAUCUGUUUGGCAGAGUGCUUGGAGAAAGAGGAAAAAGAAGCACCGUGAUCUGAUACAAGAAGAGCAGAUCCAGGAGGUGGAGUGCUCAGUAGAAUCAGAAACCAACCAGAAGUCUUUGUGGAACUAUGACUAUGCUCCACCACCACCUACAAAGCAGUGUCUCUCUGGUGAUGAAAUCACGAUGAUGGCUCCUGUGGAGUCUAAAUUUUCCCAGUCAACUGGAGAUAUAGAUAAAGUGACAGAUAUCAAACCAAAAGUGGCUGAGUGGCGUUACGGGCCUGCCCGACUGUGGUAUGAUAUGCUGGGUGUCCCUGAAGACGGCAGUGGGUUUGACUAUGGCAUGAAACUGAGAAAGAUGGAACAUGAACCUGUGAUAAAAAAUAGAAUGAUGGAGGACUUUAGGAAGCUUGAGGAAAGCGAUGGCACUGAUCUUCUGGCUGAUGAAAACUUCCUGAUGGUGACACAGCUGCAUUGGGAGGAUGAUAUCAUCUGGGAUGGAGAGGAUGUCAAACCCAAAGGGACAAAACCUCAGCGUGCAAGCCUGGCAGGCUGGCUUCCAUCCAGCAUGACGCCGAAUGCCAUUGCUUACAACGUUCAGCAAGGUUUUGCAGCCGCCCUGGAUGAUGACAAGCCUUGGUAUUCCAUUUUCCCCAUUGACAAUGAGGAGCUGGUAUAUGGACGCUGGGAGGACGAUAUCAUUUGGGAUGCCCAGGCCAUGCCCCGACUGUUGGAGCCUCCUGUUUUGACACUUGAUCCCAAUGAUGAGAAUCUCAUUUUGGAAAUUCCUGAUGAGAAUGAAGAAGCCACCUCUAACCCCUCCUGUAAGGAGAAUAAGAAGGAAUCAUCUCUGAAGAAGAGUCGAAUUCUCUUAGGGAAAACAGGUGUCAUCAAGGAGGAACCACAGCAGAACAUGUGUCAGCCAGAAGUGAAAGAUCCAUGAAAUCUCUCCAGUGAUGAAUAUUACUACCCCAAGCAACAGGGUCUAAGAGGCACUUUUGGAGGAAAUAUUAUCCAACACUCAAUUCCUGCUGUGGAGUUACAGCAGCCCUUCUUUCCCACCCACAUGGGGCCCUUCAAACUCCGGCAGUUCCAUUGCCCACCUCUAAAGAAGUAUUCCUUCGGGGCACUAUCUGAGCCAGCUCCUCAUUCAGUCCAGCCCUUGCUAAAGCACAUCAAAAAGAAGGCUAAGAUGAGAGAACAGGAGGGGCAAGCUUCAGGUGGUGGAGAGAUGUUUUUUAUGCGCACACCUCAGGACCUCACAGGCAAAGAUGGAGAUCUUAUUCUUACAGAAUACAGUGAGGAAAAUGGACCAUUAAUGAUGCAGGUUGGGAUGGCAACCAAUAUAAAAAAUUGCUAUAAGCAGAAACCUGAAAAAGACCCUGGAGCCCCUGAUUGUAAAUAUGGAGAAACUGUUUACUGCCAUUCAUCUCCUUUUCUGGGAUCUCUCCAUCCUGGCCAAUUACUGCAGGCACUUGAGAACAACCUUUUUCGUGCCCCUAUUUACCUUCAUAAGAUGCCAGAAACUGACUUUCUUAUCAUUCGGACAAGGCAAGGUUACUAUAUUCGGGAAUUAGUGGAUAUUUUUGUGGUUGGCCAGCAGUGCCCCUUGUUUGAAGUUCCUGGGCCUAACUCCAAAAGGGCGAAUACACACAUUCGAGACUUUCUGCAGGUUUUUAUUUACCGCCUCUUCUGGAAGAGUAAAGAUCGGCCACGGCGGAUCUGAAUGGAAGAUAUGAAAAAAGCCUUUCCUUCCCAUUCAGAAAGCAGCGUCCGGAAGAGGCUAAAGCUUUGCGUUGACUUCAAACGCACAGGGAUGGACUCAAACUGGUGGGUGCUGAAAUCUGAUUUUCAUUUACCAACUGAAGAGGAGAUCAGAGUUAUGGUAUCUCCAGAGCAGUUCUGUGCUUAUUAUAGCAUGAUAGCUGCUGAGCAGCGACUAAAGGAUGCUGGCUAUGGUGAGAAGUCCUUUAUUGCUCCAGAAGAAGAAAAUGAGGAAGAUUUUCAGAUGAAGAUUGAUGAUGAGGUUCACACAGCUCCUUGGAACACCACAAGGGCCUUCAUUGAUGCCAUGAAGGGCAAGUGUCUCCUGGAGGUGACUGGGAUGGCAGAUCCCACAGGGUGUGGUGAAGGGUUCUCGUAUGUGAAGAUUCCAAAGAAACCAACACAGCAGAAGGUUGAUAAGGAGCCUCAGCCAGUGAAGAAAACAGUGACAGGAACAGAUGCAGAUCUCCGUCACCUCUCUCUGAAAAAUGCCAAGCAACUUCUUCGUAAAUUCGGUGUGCUUAAGGAAAAGAUUAAAAAGUUUUCCUGCUGGGAAGUGAUUGAUGCUGUACGCACAAUGUUAACAGAACAGGCCCACUCUGGAGAGGGACCCAUGAGUAAAUUUGCUCAUCGAUCAAGGUUUUCUGUGGCUGAGAAUCAAGAGCAUUACAAAGAGGAAUGUCAGCGCAUCUUUGACCUGCAGAACAAAAAAAAAACAUCAACUGAAGUCUUAUCAACUGACACAGAUAGCAGCUCAGCUGAAGACAGUGACUUUGAAGAAAUGGGAAAGAACAUCAAGAACAUGUUGCAGAAUAAGAAAACCAGUUCUCAGCUACUACGUGAACAGGAGGAGCAGGAGCGGAAGGAACUACAGAGGAUGUUAUUGGGUGAGGGUAGUGCAGCAGCAGGAAACAAUCACAGAGACAAUGACACAGCUUCUGUGACUAGCCUGAACUCUUCUGCCACUGGCCGUUGUCUUAAGAUUUAUCGCACAUUUCAAGAUGAAGAAGGGAAAGAGUGUGUUCGCUGUGAGAUAGUUAGAAAGACAGCUGUCAUCGAUGCCUAUGUGCGUAUACAGAACACAAAAGAUGAGGAAUUCAUUCAGAAAUUUACCCUUUUUGAUGAGCAGCAUAGAGAAGAGAUGAGAAAAGAACGGUGCAGGAUUCAAGAUCAGCUGAGGCGGUUUAAGAGGAACCAGGAAAACGAGAAGCUGAAGGGCCCUCCUGAGAAGCCCCCAAAAAUGAAGGAGCAUCCUGGCCUAAAACAGAAAUGUGGGGCUUGUGGUGCCAUUGGGCACAGGAGAACAAACAAAUUCUGCCCCCCCUAUUAUCAAACAAAUGCCCCACCUUCCAACCCUGUUGCCAUGACUGAGGAGCAGGAGAAGGAGUUGGAAAAGACAGUCAUUCAUAGUGAUAAUGAAGAACUUAUUAAGGUUGAAGGGACCAAGAUUGUUUUGGGGAAACAGCUAAUUGAGAGUGCACAUGAAGUUCGCAGAAAAUCUCUGGUUCUCAAGUUCCCUAAACAGCAAUUUCCUCCAAAGAAGAAACAGCGAAUUGGAACCACUGUUCACUGUGACUAUUUGAAUAGACCUCCUAAGUCCAUUCACCAGCGCCAGACAGACCCCAUGGUGACAUUGUCCUCCAUCUUGGAGUGUAUCAUCAGUGAUAUGAGAGAGUUUCCAAAUACAUACCCUUUCCACACUCCAGUCAAUGGAAAGAUUGUCAAGGACUACUACAAAAUUAUCACUCGACCAAUGGACUUACAAACACUCCGUGAAAAUGUGCGUAAACACCUCUACCCAUCUCGGAAAGAGUUCAGAGACCAUUUGGAACUAAUUGUAAAAAACAGUGCAACCUACAAUGGUCCGAAGCACUCACUGACCCAGAUCUCUCAAUCCAUGCUGGAUCUCUGUGAUGAAAAAUUCAAAGAGAAAGAAGACAAAUUGGCUCAUUUAGAGAAAGCUAUCAACCCCUUGCUGGAUCAUGAUGACCAAAUGGCAUUUUCUUUCAUUCUAGACAACAUAGUCACCCAGAAAAUGAUGGCAGUUGCAGAUUCUUGGCCAUUUCAUCACCCAGUUAAUAAGUUCAUUCCAGAUUAUUACAAAGUGAUUGUGAGUCCAGUGGAUUUAGAGACUAUACGUAAGAAUAUCUCCAAGCACAAGUAUCAGGGUCGGGACAGCUUUCUGGAUGAUGUCAACCUUAUUCUGGCCAACAGUGUUAAGUACAAUGGGCCUGAGAGUCAGUACACUAAGACUGCUCAGGAGAUUGUGAACAUCUGUUACCAGACAUUGACUGAGUAUGAUGAGCAUUUGACUCAACUUGAGAAGUAUAUUUGUACAGCUAAAGAAGCAGCUUUGGAGGAAGCAGAUUUAGAAAGCUUGGACCCCAUGACUCCAGGCCCUUACACAUCCCAGCCUCCUGAUUUGUAUGAUAACAGCACAUCCCUCAGUAUGUCUCGAGAUGCCUCUGUAUUUCAAGAUGAGAGCAAUAUAUCUGUCCUGGAUAUUCCUACUGCCACGCCAGAAAAGCAGGUAACAGAGAUGCACCAGGGCCGAGGUAGUCUGUGUGAGGAAGUCUCUGAUGUGGAUAUUGAAGGGUAUGAGGAGGAGGAGGAGUAUGGAAAACCUAAGACUCCAGCGCCAGAAAGUGAAGAUGCAGAUGGUGAUCUUGCAGAUGAAGAGGAAGGAGCUGUGCAACAACCUGAAGCUAGUGUCCUGUAUGAGGAUUUGCUUAUGUCUGAAGGAGAAGACGAUGAGGAAGAUGCUGGGAGUGAAGAAGAAGGACGUAAUCCUUUCUCUGCUAUCCAGCUGAGUGAAAGUGGAAGUGACUCCGAUGUGGGAUCUGGUGGGAUAAGACCCAAACAGCCCUGCAUGCUUCAAGAGAACACAAGCAUGGGCCUGGAAAAUGAAGAAAGCAUGAUGUCCUAUGAGGGAGAUGGUGGGGAGGCUUCUCCUGGUCUGGAGGAUAGCAGCAUCAGUUAUGGGAGCUAUGAGGAGCCUGAUCCCAAGUCGAACACCCAAGACACAAGCUUCAGCAGCAUCGUUGGGUAUGAGGUAUCAGAGGAAGAAGAUGAGGAGGAAGAGCAGCGCUCUGGGCCGAGCAUACUAAGCCAGGUUCAACUGUCAGAGGACGAGGAGGACAGUGAGGAUUUCCACUCCAUUGCUGAGGACAGUGACUUGGACUCUGAUGAAUGAGGCUUCCUUUGGGCCUCCUUGGUCAGCCUUCCCUGUUCUCCAGCCUAGGUGGUUCACCUUUCCCCAAUUUAUUUAUAUACGUACAGUGUCUGAUCCUGAAAUCAUCAGUUUAACUAACACCUUAGCCUUUUAAGAGUAGUAAGUAAAUGAUAAUAGAUCACCUCUCCUUAUCUUCCUGGGGAAACAUCACCACACUUCGAUUUAAAUGCAACCCCCUUCCCCUACUACUAACAAAAAGAGAGCAAUCUCCUCCAUCUCUAGAGCCAACUUUAAUUCCGUUUAAUUGCUCUUGGUAUCAUUUUUCCCUGGGGAGGGAGGGAAAUUAUGAAAGGACUAAUAACUUUAUGUCCUCUUGAUGUAUUAGACAUUUUUCAAGAAUGGUAUCAUCUCAAUUUUCUAAUUUGUAGGCUGGAACAGGUGACAGCCCCCUUGCUGGGACAGAGAAUUGGAUUCUGGUGGACUCUGUAUCACAGUAAAAACAUAUCUGUUGGACAAACUGCCUGUUGCUUUAUUUGAUUAUGUACUGCCUUGUUCCUAAGUGGAUUUGAGGCUCAAAUGACCAUAAAUCUUUGCAACAGCUUAUGUGUCAGAAAUAAAAAGUUGCCAUGUAAGUGUGUUCUGCCCCCCUACCCCCAGGGGAUAAAGUAGGAAAAUGAUAAGUUCCUUAGGGCAAAGAUUGUCUUCUAUUUCUUCUCAUACUUAGGAUAUCAUUCUGUGCAUAGUAGGUACUCAGUAAAUGUUCCUAGAGACAUAAAGCCCUCAACAGAUUUGUCACAGAGCAUCUGCUCCAGAAUAAGCACUCUACCAGGUCCUUGGGAUACAAAGGUAAAUAUAACACAUUUCUUUUACCCAAAGAGCUCACCAUGAAGUUGGGGGAAGGGGAGUGGGAUUUAAAAUGUGUUGAUAAAUUAUUACAAUAAUGUGAUAUGAGUUAAGAAGCUAGAUACAAAGGGUAGGCAAAAAUAGAGGAGUGAACAUGUUUGAAAAAGUCGGGGAAGUCUUCCUGGAGGUAAUUUAUUAAUUUUUAUUAAUUUAUUUUUUAUUUAGGUAUCAUUAAUCUACAAUUA
Manis pentadactyla (Chinese pangolin) is the source of this 6828-nucleotide messenger RNA. RefSeq names its product transcription initiation factor TFIID subunit 1-like. Gene Ontology annotation, biological process: RNA polymerase II preinitiation complex assembly; DNA-templated transcription initiation; transcription by RNA polymerase II. Gene Ontology annotation, molecular function: TBP-class protein binding; RNA polymerase II general transcription initiation factor binding; histone acetyltransferase activity. NCBI's taxonomy places the organism in Eukaryota, Metazoa, Chordata, Mammalia, Pholidota, Manidae. The record is from RefSeq and is a predicted model, not a curated record. Gene Ontology annotation, cellular component: transcription factor TFIID complex. The transcript is spliced from 39 exons.